AUGUCAUGGCGCCCGCAGUACCGCAGCUCCAAGUUCAGGAACGUGUAUGGGAAGGCAGCGAGCAGAGAGCACUGCUUCGAUGGCAUUCCCAUCACCAAGAACGUCCACGACAAUCACUUCUGUGCCGUCAACGCGCGGUUCCUUGCCAUUGUCACCGAGAGCGCCGGCGGCGGCUCCUUCCUCGUCAUCCCCCUCGAGCAGACAGGCAGAAUCGAACCAAAUUACCCCAAAGUCUGUGGCCACCAGGGCAAUGUGCUGGACAUCAAGUGGAAUCCCUUCAUUGAGAACAUCAUUGCCUCAUGCUCUGAAGACACCUCGGUGAGGAUCUGGGAGAUUCCUGAGGGUGGCCUGAAGAGGAACAUGACUGAGGCUGUGCUGGAGCUCUAUGGGCACAGUCGUCGCGUUGGCCUGGUCGAGUGGCACCCAACGACCAACAACAUCCUCUUCAGUGCUGGCUAUGACUACAAGGUCCUCAUCUGGAACUUGGACAUUGGGGAGCCAGUGAAGAUGAUUGAUUGCCACACAGAUGUCAUCCUCUGCAUGUCCUUCAACACUGAUGGAAGCCUCUUGGCCACCACCUGCAAGGACAAGAAGCUGAGGGUGGUGGAGCCACGCUCCGGCAGGGUCCUGCAGGAGGCCAACUGCAAGAACCACCGAGUCAACAGGGUGGUCUUCCUGGGCAGCACCAAGAGGCUCCUGACCACGGGGGUGUCACGCUGGAACACAAGGCAGAUUGCACUCUGGGACCAGGAAGACCUGUCCAUGCCCCUGAUUGAGGAGGAGAUUGAUGGACUCUCAGGGCUUCUCUUCCCCUUCUAUGAUGCUGACACUCACAUGCUCUACCUGGCUGGAAAGGGUGAUGGGAACAUCCGGUACUAUGAGAUUGGCUCCGAGAAGCCUUACCUGAGCUACCUGAUGGAGUUUCGCUCUCCAGCGCCACAGAAAGGCCUGGGGGUGAUGCCCAAGCAUGGCCUGGACGUGUCAGCCUGUGAGGUCUUUCGCUUCUACAAGCUUAUCACCCUCAAGGGGCUGAUCGAGCCCAUCUCCAUGAUCGUGCCCAGGAGGUCUGAGACAUACCAAGAGGACAUUUACCCGAUGACACCAGGGACAGAACCUGCUCUGACUCCUGAUGAAUGGCUGAGUGGGGUCAACAGAGAUCCCAUCCUGAUGUCACUCAAGGAAGGCUACAAGAGGACAUCCAAAAUUGUCUUCAAGGCCCCAGUGAGGGAGAAGAAAAGUGUGGUGGUUAAUGGCAUUGACCUGCUGGAGAAUGUCCCACCACGGACAGAGAACGAGCUCCUCCGGAUGUUCUUCCGGCAGCAAGAUGAGAUCCGUCGGCUCAAGGACGAGCUGUCGCAGAAGGACAUUCGGAUCCGACAGCUCCAAUUGGAACUAAAGAACUUAAGAAACAGCCCCAAGAACAAUUAACCUCCAAGGACCUUUUCUAGAGGAUCUUCCUCUGUUUCUACUGCUCUU
Messenger RNA from Acanthisitta chloris (rifleman), 1476 nucleotides. It is a transcript of the gene CORO2B, whose product is annotated as coronin, actin binding protein, 2B. Gene Ontology annotation, biological process: actin filament organization. Bases 1 to 1428 code for a protein of 475 amino acids. Gene Ontology annotation, molecular function: actin filament binding. NCBI's taxonomy places the organism in Eukaryota, Metazoa, Chordata, Aves, Passeriformes, Acanthisittidae. The record is from RefSeq and is a predicted model, not a curated record. The transcript has 11 exons.